Aspergillus candidus is the source of this 1020-nucleotide messenger RNA. RefSeq names its product cytochrome P450. The record is from RefSeq and is a predicted model, not a curated record. The transcript has 2 exons. NCBI's taxonomy places the organism in Eukaryota, Fungi, Ascomycota, Eurotiomycetes, Eurotiales, Aspergillaceae. Bases 1 to 1020 code for a protein of 339 amino acids. Gene Ontology annotation, molecular function: iron ion binding; monooxygenase activity; oxidoreductase activity, acting on paired donors, with incorporation or reduction of molecular oxygen.
AUGGUGUUCAUUGGUAAAUAUGUGCAUUUUAACCAUGAACUUCAUCUGCAUUAUGGAGAUGUCGUGCGAGUUGACCCCAACGAGAUUUCCUACACCAACGCGGAAGCGUGGAGAGAUAUCUACAACCACGGCAAAGAGCGAAUCAUCAAGGAUCCGCAUUUCAUGGGAGAAACACCCAACAAAACACCGCACAUUGGCACCGCCGAUCGAUCGACCCAUUCAAGGAUGCGGAAGGCCUUCUCGCACGCGUUUUCGGACCGCGCUUUGCGGAAACAGGAGCCUCUCAUCCAGUCGUACACCGACAAGAUGGUGUCAGCUAUCAACGACAUAAUCGAGAAAGAUCCAAGCUCAUCCUUGGAUAUCGUGGAUAUCUACAAUUUCAUCACGUUCGACAUGAUGGCCGAGCUAACAUUUGGGGAGCCCCUCCGCCUACUCGACAAUAAGACUUACAUCCCAUGGGUCACGGCUAUUUUCCAGGGCCUGAAAUUCAUGACCCUUCGGGGCGUACUGAAGAAGAUCCCACUAUUGGGAAUCCUGAGUGAGUACUUGAUCUCCACGACGCUGCGGAAAGAGUUCGAAGCGCAUUUUCGUUUUUCAUCCGAUUUGGUGGAUCGACGUCUUGCGCAAGGCGAAGAUACUAAGCCAGAUAUCUGGCACUUUGUUUUGGGAGCCAAAUCCGAGGCAAGACUCUCGGUGAAGGAAGUGCAUUCGAAUGCUGCAGGACUUAUGGUUGGAGGUGGAGAAACCGUCGCUACGGCGCUCAGUGGGCUGACGUAUUUCCUUCUCGAGAAUCCUGCCGUACUGAAACAGGUUACCGAGGAGGUGCGAAGCGCCUUUGCCAGCGACGGUGAAAUCACCCUAUUGGAGAUAACGAGAUUGAAGUAUCUUGGGGCAUGUCUCUCCGAAUCUCUACGCAUGUACCCUCCAGCUGCUGUGGGACUCCCGAGGAUCAUCCCUCCAGAGGGUGCAGAUGUCCGCAAGGAAUUAAUUCCUGGUGGAACAGGAAUGCUUUCACCGUGA